Trichomonas vaginalis G3 is the source of this 801-nucleotide messenger RNA. RefSeq lists its product as uncharacterized. The coding region runs from base 1 to 801 and encodes 266 amino acids. NCBI's taxonomy places the organism in Eukaryota, Parabasalia, Trichomonadida, Trichomonadidae. The record is from RefSeq and is a predicted model, not a curated record. The transcript has a single exon.
AUGUUAUCGACUUAUUCUACAGAUUACGCCGAAAGCUUCAAAGAAAACAGAAGAUAUAUGGGAUAUGCACCAGAAGGUGAGGAAGAAGAUGAUCAACCUUCAUCAAGAAAAGGAAGCGAAUUCCGUUCCCAACUUGAUGCCGAAUUCCAGAAAGCUCUUCUACAUCAAGCUCAAAUGAACAUUACUAUGGGUAACCGUCCAUCUAUCGAUGAUAUAAGGAUUGAUGAUAUAGUUCAAGCAAAUCAGGUUAUGAAAAACGUUUCACAGCAGAAAGUUGAAAAACCACCUGCUAAAGUUGAAAAGCCACCAGCUACUAAACAAGCAGCUCCUGCCGCUAAACCUCCAGCUGCUAAGCCUCCUGUUAUGAAAUCAGAGGCAGGCACAAAUACAGAAGGAAGACUUCCUCCUAUUUCGAAAGAGGACCUAGUAUUUAGGGAAAAUAAACCUGCUUUACCAAAGAAACAAGAAAAUGCAAAUCCUCCUCAAAAUAAACAAGAACCAGCUCCUGCUCCUGUAAAGAAGCAAGAUACUACUCCUGCUCCUCAAAAUAAACAAGAGACUGUUCAAUCUCCUGUUAAGAAACAAGAAUCUACAACAACAACUCCAAAAACUCAAGGAAAUAUAACUACUACUACUACAAAAUCGCAAGGAAAUAUAGCGACUACAGCAAAAACUCAAGAAAAUAAGACUACUACAAAGAUAAAUAAAGAAAAAAUUUUGGUUGAAGAUGAUGAUACAAGACUUCGUAACUUUAUUGAAAUUAUGGGUUUAAAUGCGGAUGAUGUGAACAAGACAUCAUAG